GACAUCUACAUAGCUGCUGACUGGCCAAUGAUUCAAAAUCAUUUGAAAGUAACAAACAGAAGUACAAGAACUGGUCAGUUGCAGUAUACCUGAGAUAGUACUGGACAAGCUGUGGAUCAAGAUCAGACUACAAAGAAUGGUACUAAGAGAAGUGGUGGAAAAGUUCGGGCUCCCAGAAGAUCUAAUUGUGCAUGUUUACGAUGACAGUGGAACAGAAAUCGACGAGGAAGUGUUUGGCGAAACAGUCAAGUUAAAGCCAGAAAUGUGUUACAUUGUGAAAGACAUCGGUGCUGAGUUUCCUUUGGCACACUCAUCCCCCAGCUCCUGCACUGACACACUUUCAGUAUCUUCAGCAAGCGAACAGGACACAGGCCCACCAGCAAAGAGGACGCAACUUUCACCUGAUAGAGCCACAGAUGCUAAAGAGCUUGUUAAAAACAUUCUAAUGAAGAAACCUGGCGGAGAAAAAAUAAUGCAGGAAUACUGGGAAAAAAGAACGCUCAGUGACUGCACAAGGAGACAGCUCAUCAACAUGUUGGUUGCAUACAUGACAGAAGACCAGGGACGAAUUCCAGCAAAAGAAAUGAGAGAAAAAUAUGCUUUAGGGAUUGUUACUCUUUUUCCUUCUCUUAAGGAUCCCUUUUCUAUAAAAGGAUAUGAACAUUUUUAUGAUACAGAGAGUGGUACUGGUUACCUUGCUUGGCGCCUAAAAACGGUGCAGCGCAAGACUUUGUUUCAAAGCAAGGAAGUAAAACAAAAUAAAAAUGGAAGUCCAAGUUCAGUGCGAGAAAUUCUUCAUCCAGAAGAACAGCUAACUGGAGACAGUUGCAGAGAAGCAAUAUCUUUCCUGACUCACUGUUCAGAUAAAGUACUCAUUUAUGAGAAAAUGAGAAAAACAUUUCAAUACCGCCAGCAACUGGUGCAUAACUCAGAGAAAAUGACAUCUGUACUUUCCGUCUUUCCGAGAUUUUUGGAUACAAAAGGCUUGGUAAAUCAAGAUUUCAGUCUUUUAUUUGGCUCUGACACAUCUUCCAAAUUGCUUGAGAAGUGGGAUACCUGCUUUAAGUUUAAGAUUAUUAAAGAAGCAAGAUCUGACAGGUCAGAUGGCUGA
This is a messenger RNA of Polypterus senegalus (gray bichir), 1111 nucleotides long. RefSeq lists its product as uncharacterized. Lineage: Eukaryota; Metazoa; Chordata; Cladistia; Polypteriformes; Polypteridae. The transcript has 8 exons. The record is from RefSeq and is a predicted model, not a curated record. Bases 137 to 1111 code for a protein of 324 amino acids.